This is a messenger RNA of Necator americanus (New World hookworm), 432 nucleotides long. RefSeq lists its product as uncharacterized. The record is from RefSeq and is a predicted model, not a curated record. The coding region runs from base 1 to 432 and encodes 143 amino acids. NCBI's taxonomy places the organism in Eukaryota, Metazoa, Nematoda, Chromadorea, Rhabditida, Ancylostomatidae. The transcript has a single exon.
AUGGCAGGGCUGCUUAGUUUGAGGAAAAGUCUUCUUACCACUCCAGCAUGUACACCGCCUCAGUACCCUGCACACUGGGCCCUGCCAAUUCAGACGAUGGACGGCAUGGAGACUGAUGAGAAGCAAUCAAAUCUCAGGUUGCUCAGGACGUCUUCGAUUCUGGACCAAGGAGACACGUGCACUACUCGCCAUGGAGACUGUCUCAGACUUUGUACUGAUAAUGCGAGAACAGUAUCCACAAGCACUGACCUACAUGCCCUUCUUGGACCUGCAGAACGUAUAAAAUUUCAAGUGAUUCAGGUGCAGGAGACCAAGAGUAGAAGGAGAGACGUACGACAGAUGAAUGACAGUACACUCGUUGUUCGCAAAGAAAGGGUCCCGUCGCAAAAUGGAGGCUGUUUUGUUGUGCGCGCAUGUCGUCCAUCUUCUUGA